UGCAGGCGUAUUUCACUCAGUUCGCCGGUGUGUGCGCACCAAUCACAGCCACAGCUCCAAGCCACCAGAGCAGCAGAGGAGAUCCCAAUGAGGAGGCCGUGGGAACAGAACAUGGACUGAAGUGUGGAAGGAACCAGGACUGCAUCCAGCAUCCAAUAUAGGUCACCUUACAACCAGAAGCUGAAGCUCACCACCACCACCAGCAGCCAUGGACAAGGAAACCUCGACCGGGUCAACCCAGCCCAGAGAGAAGCUGCAUUUGAGCACGUGCAUGAGCGGGAGCCACCGCUACGGCUCCAUAGCCAGCCAAUCCGAUGACAGCGUCUCAUCGGCUGCAGAAAUCAACAUCAUCUCCUCCAAACGAGCCUACGUGGCCAUAGCUGUUCUCUGCUAUGUAAAUCUGCUCAACUACAUGGACCGCUAUACAAUCGCAGGAGUUCUGCUUAGCAUCCAGAAAUACUUUAACAUUAGUGACAGCACGUCCGGCCUACUACAGACAGUUUUCAUCUGCAGUUUCAUGCUGUUGGCGCCAGUCUUCGGCUAUCUUGGGGACCGCUACAACAGGAAGGUCAUCAUGGUGGCAGGCAUGGUUGUGUGGAUUGUCACAACGCUGAGCAGUUCUUUCGUCACAGAAUCGUACUUCUGGUUGCUGAUCGUGCUGCGAGCGUUGGUCGGCACUGGUGAGGCCAGUUAUGUCACCAUUGCUCCUACUAUUAUUGGAGACAUGUUCACCGGCACCAAGAGAACGCUCAUGAUCUCCUUCUUCUAUAUCUUCAUCCCUGUAGGAAGUGGUCUUGGCUACAUCCUGGGAGCCACAAUAGCGAGUGCGACAGGGGAUUGGCGCUGGGCCCUCAGGCUUAACCCCAUCCUGGGAGGACUGGGCCUGGUGCUACUGAUAUUUCUGAUCCCCAACCCACCUCGAGGAGCAUCUGAAACCCAGGGAGCGACCUGCAUGGAGCGCACAACUUACUUGGAAGACAUCAAGUACCUCCUCAGGAACCGGAGCUUCGUCUGGUCUUCUUUAGGAGUGACUGCCAUGGCUUUUGUCACAGGGGCUUUGGCCUUCUGGACACCAACCUUUCUGUCCCGCGCUCGUGUCAUACAGGGCCUUACUAAUCCCUGCACCAAAGAGCCCUGUGACCCCUCUGAUAGUUAUAUUUUUGGGGCUAUUACAGUGGUAACAGGCGUCGUUGGGGUUUUCAUUGGCACCUACAUAUCCAGAAGGCUGAGAGACACAGUGGCCAAUGCUGAUCCACUCAUCUGCGCUGUGGGCAUGCUCAGCUCCUCUCCAUGCUUGUUCAUCGCUAUUGUUCUGGCAUCCACCAGCAUUCCUGCCACAUAUGCAUGCAUUGGUAUUGGAGAGACUCUGCUUUCUCUAAACUGGGCCAUUCUAGCUGACAUCCUGCUGUGUGUUGUGAUUCCAACCAGAAGAGCAACAGCUGAGGCCUUACAGAUCAUGGUGUGUCAUCUUCUGGGUGAUGCAGGAAGUCCGUAUCUUCUUGGCGCUAUUUCUGAUGCUCUGAGUACGGUUAAGCCCGAUUCCCCUGACUGGAGGUUCCGCAGUCUGGAGUACAGCGUUCUCCUCUGCCCCUUCAUCGGCGUCCUCGGGGGACUCUUCUUCCUCCUGACUGCUCUGUAUAUCAAAGCAGACAAGAAAGCUGCAGAGAUGCUGAUGAAAGGACAGACCUCAGCAGAGUCCACCGCAGAGUCCAUCGCAGAUUCGGCCUGACCCAGCACACACACACACACACACACACAUGCACUAUUGCAGACUGAUACCACUGAUACCACUAGGGGGCAUUUUAAGCUCCAGGCCUCACAUUCAGGCAGUUGUUUAUUGCCUUUUUCUACAGUUUUUUAGAUUGAAUUUUUAAUUUAUAUAUGUAUUGUUAAUAAUCACACUUUAUUUGUGUGAUCCAUCUGCUUAUGGUCAUCAAUCACCCACCCACAGACACACACACAUACACACAACAUACACUCUUUAGUUACAUGACUCACACCUUCCACAAGCAGAUGCUCUGUUUUCUAUGUUUACCACGUUCAGUAACGACAGCAGAAUCACCUCCUGAUUGAAAUCCAGGUACAGUUCUAUCAUAUAGAAAAUAUGUGGUGAUGAGUUUUGACAAAUAGUUAGUUUUUUAUGUGUAAUUUCAGUUUUGCAGGUUAAAAUGAAUGUAUAAUAUAUUUAAUACCAUUUUUUUCACUUUUAAAUAAAUUUUUAAUACAAAACA
Astyanax mexicanus (Mexican tetra) is the source of this 2231-nucleotide messenger RNA. It is a transcript of the gene spns3, whose product is annotated as spinster homolog 3 (Drosophila). The transcript has 13 exons. The record is from RefSeq and is a predicted model, not a curated record. Gene Ontology annotation, cellular component: membrane. NCBI's taxonomy places the organism in Eukaryota, Metazoa, Chordata, Actinopteri, Characiformes, Acestrorhamphidae. Gene Ontology annotation, molecular function: transmembrane transporter activity. Gene Ontology annotation, biological process: transmembrane transport. Bases 209 to 1729 code for a protein of 506 amino acids.